GGCAGACCUCAGACCAGCCCGCCUUACCUCACUCCCCCCUGUCCGCGAGCCGGUGUUCACGGGCAAAUCUGACCGCAGAUCAGCGCACUCGGGCUCCCUCCACACUACGAGUUACACCAACUGGGACUGAGACCAGAGGAAAUCGUGUUCGUCGGUAGCCAAGGUACGCACGCCAAGACUCAUCCACAGCAGACCGAGGCGAGGGAACGGACAAGAAGGGAGAGAAUUCAAGGGGAAAGCUGGUAGGAACCACAGAGGAGUUCACUGCAAAAGAAAAAAACCCCACACGUUUAGGGGCGAGAGGAGAGGGUGACUGGCUGGCCCCGCAGAAGGAGUAGUAUUACGCGAAGCUAAUUUCCAACAUUUUCUAUUCUUGGCAGCGAGAGUGUGCUCUCCGAGCCACAUUUAUAAAGAGAGCUAGCGGAAUGUAAUGCUAGCAGGCUAGCCGAUGUUAGCUAGCUAAUUAGCUUGUCAGGCAUCCGAGAGUCGGACGUGUGAUCUUUAUUAAAAUAGAACACUGUCGUCGUUUUUCUUUUUUCAGGGGGAAAAAAGAGAGGGACAACUGUACUUAAUGUGCUUUGUGUUGGAUUCUGCCAUGGUUUUAAAGGUCUGUCUCGCAUAGCUAAGGCUAAGUUAGACAAUAAACAGUGCAAGCUUGUGUAUAUUGAUGAAAAUCCGUUCAAUAUUAUCUGUCUGGGAAAAGCCAAAUCCAUUGUGAAUAUCGAGCCGUGGACAAACCCAAAGGAGAAGGCAAAGGUAACAAAAGAAAAGAAAAAGCCAAAGAGACUUUUGACUGGUGACUUCUCCCGUCCAAUGUUAAUGUCGACCGACGUUGCAUCUAUUAUGCUACCCGUUAGUCGGGGAAUAAUGGACCGGGAAAGGGACAUUGAUACAGCAGCCGGACCCCAUGCAAACGCGGCCGGGGGUCCAGCCGUGGUCCGAGGGAUGAAGAGAGGAGAUCCGGAGCCCGACGCUCAGACUGCCGCUGCCCUCACUGACUUGUCCGGGGCGGAGUGCAAAAGACCAAGGAUAGACGGGACCGGGAGUGUUGUCGGUGACAUUGGCCAGAACAAUGAGCCUUUAAAUCCCGGUUUCCAUGGAUACCAACCUCACAGUCAGGGCUCUCAGGAUUCGACAGGAGGACAGGAGGGUUUGGUGGCCCCACCCUUUACAGCAUUCCCACCUCCACCCCCUCCUCAAAACGGUCUACCGGGAACAGAGUUUGGCCCUGGGGCCAUGUUUGGUGCUGGAGGCCAAGGUGCAGCAGAGGUAGGGGCUGGUGCAAAUGGAGCCCCCACCUCCACCAACAACAACAACAGCAAUGUAAAGACAGAGGAGACGUCUCAGGGUGAGGCGGGUGUACAGUGUGGCGCAGGAGGCACAGGAGCGGGAGGCUCAGCAGGAGACUCGACAGAGGCCAAAGGGACCCCCAAACGCCUCCAUGUCUCAAACAUCCCCUUCCGCUUCCGGGACCCAGACCUCAGGCAGAUGUUCGGGCAAUUUGGGAAGAUCCUGGAUGUUGAGAUUAUUUUCAAUGAGAGGGGUUCAAAGGGUUUUGGCUUUGUGACAUUUGAGAACAGCGCAGACGCAGAGAAAGCCAGGGAAAAGCUCCACGGCACACUGGUGGAAGGUCGUAAGAUUGAGGUGAAUAACGCCACCGCCAGAGUGAUGACUAACAAGAAGAUGGUCAGCCCUUAUCCUAAUGGAGAAGCUCUCAGCACACUACCCUAUGCAGGGUGGAAGUUGAGUCCUGUGGUGGGAGCUAUGUAUGGACCAGAGAUCUACGCAGUUCCAGGGUUUCCCUACCCUACAGCAGCAGCAGCAGCAGCCACAACAGCGGCAGCGGCAUUUCGCGGUGCCCACCUCCGGGGCCGAGGCCGGCCCGUCUACAGUGCUGUGCGGGCCGCUGUGCCGCAGCCUGCCAUCCCUGCCUAUCCUGGCGUGGUGUAUCAGGAUGGGUUUUACGGAGCCGCAGACUUAUAUGGAGGCUACCCGGCUGCUGCUGCCGCCGCUGCUGCCUAUCGCUACGCCCAGCCUGCGGCUGUAACCGGGGCAACCGCUGCAGCUGCUGCCUACAGUGACAGUUAUGGCCGGGUGUACACUACAGAUCCAUACCACGCUUUAGCUCCGGCGGCUGCUGCCUACGGCGUGGGAGCCAUGGCCAGUUUAUACCGGGCGGGAUACAGUAGGUUUGCUCCUUACUAAAACCACAAAUCACAUCCAAGGAAUUUCACUUUGGUCCAAAACCCUUUUUCAGGCUCUUUGCUUGGCAGGAGCUCCCCUACAUUUUUUUCUGCAGGCAGAUUAUAGCAACAACCCCUUUUAUUAUUUUCUUUUCCUUUUUUUUGUCUUGUGGCGAGAGAAGUCAUUGCCACAUCAUCAACUCAAACUCAGUUCCUGUACUUUUGUGUCCAUCACUGACAUGGAAAUGAUGACAAAAACCCCCAAAACAACAAAACUGCCAGGAGUGUAUCCCGUGUAUAAAGAGCUGGAGCAACAGGACACAGUUUGGGAUGCUUUUUUUGUUUGAUUUGUUUUUGUUUUUUUAAGAAAAAACACUACAGGACCUGGAAGGAGACAGACUGCUGUUGUUCCUAUGACAUCCUGCACACUACAAAAUCUUUUUUUUAUUUUUUUGUCCCUAAAAAUAUCCGAACUUCCAGUUUAUCCACUGCCCUGUCAGACCUAACCACACACACACACACACACUCUUACAUUUACCACCAAGUAUAGAUUCCUCUACACUUUCCUUUAGUGUCAGACUUCACUAAAUGAUACUAGAAAAAGGUACUUCUGUUUUUAAACACUACGUUGAUAUAGAGCUGCUCCCCCCUACAUCCUUCUGAUGUUAGCAUCAUGUAAUACUGAAAAAAAAGAAUCAAAUGCAGAGGAUGUAGGAGCUAUUCUUGUUUUUGCCACGCUGGAACAUUCAACUUUCAGCUGGAGGAAACUUCUGACAGAAACCACUUUUUUUGUUCUCUUAAUAACUUCGAACUUAUAUGGCAUGUCUUUUUUGGGGGGGUCAUUUUUCUAAUGUUUAAAACGUCCUGGCCAAAUGUAAAAGGAAACACAAAGAGACUGUUUAAAAAAGACAAGGAAAAAAAAGUCUUUUUUUUUCUGCAGUACCUCGUUUGUUUUGCCUGCCGCAGACGUGUCAUCAUGUCGGAAAAAACAAACAAAAAACACCACGUGGCUCAGUGAUUUUGAGUUUGUUUGUCCUUAAUGCUCGCCUGCACAUACUCCAGUCAUUACUGCAAGUGCAACUCCAACAUGGAGACAUCACGACCGUCUUUUUAAAGGCCUCGUCCUCAAGUCUGCUUCUUCCAAAAGGAGAAAUAAAGGACUCGUUUCUAUCUCCUAAACCGUCAGAAGUUCCUGCCGAUCACAUCGAAAAGAUCCACAGGACACGAGUGGAACUAGCUUCAGCACCCGCAGCACCCGCGUUGGGAAACAAAUAACCUGUCAGUCGAACGGACGCCGAUCCCUCCUGGCCAUCGUUCGGGAAAUGGUGUGUGAUCUCGACUCAGCAGAACAGAGAGAGUGCAGGGAAGCACAGAGACGGGAUUCAUUAUCGGUUUUGUUUCUAUUUAUAUGCAGUGUUUUCACUAGGUUUCCACAUCAUUAUGUAACUCUUAAGUCCCUCAUCAUGCUCUCUGGGAUGGUUCACUCUGAAUAGUUUCAAAGCUUUCCUGGUGCACCUGAAGGCACAGCAGGACCUGUAUGUGUUGCAUCUGCAUUUACUCUCAUGUGGUUGUUGUCGUUGUUAUUGCUAUUAUUUGCCUUUUUUUCGGUUCCAAAGAUUUUCAGAGGAAAGCACAUUUCUUUUUUUGUGUGUUUUUCUGCCUUUAUCCUUUAGCUGUAUUUUUUUUUUUUUUUAAAUGUGUGGGUUGAAGCUGUACAGCGUCGUAGCAGCAACCCUGGGAAAUGUCAUAAAAGCAAUGUCUGCAAGACAGGGAAUACACCUUUAAUCCAGCCUGCAGAAUAUAAUGACACUGCUGGGUUUAAUUUGGUCUUAAGUGUCAUUUAUUAGCUUUUUUUUUUUUUUUUUUGCACUAACACAUGAGCACACAGUGCAGAUGCAGAGGUGUUUGCUGCAGACAAGGGAAAUCAGAGCAGAUGGAGUCAUGAGGGAUGCACGGAGAGGCAGGUAGACCGAGAGGAUAUUUCAAAGUGCAUUUUCCUGAAGGGCCAAAUUAAAAAGUAAAUUAG
Messenger RNA from Pelmatolapia mariae (spotted tilapia), 4209 nucleotides. Its product is annotated as RNA binding protein fox-1 homolog 2-like. Gene Ontology annotation, cellular component: nucleus; cytoplasm. Gene Ontology annotation, molecular function: mRNA binding. Lineage: Eukaryota; Metazoa; Chordata; Actinopteri; Cichliformes; Cichlidae. The record is from RefSeq and is a predicted model, not a curated record. Gene Ontology annotation, biological process: regulation of alternative mRNA splicing, via spliceosome; nervous system development. The transcript is spliced from 13 exons. The coding region runs from base 814 to 2205 and encodes 463 amino acids.